Messenger RNA from Aspergillus versicolor CBS 583.65, 326 nucleotides. RefSeq lists its product as uncharacterized. The record is from RefSeq and is a predicted model, not a curated record. NCBI's taxonomy places the organism in Eukaryota, Fungi, Ascomycota, Eurotiomycetes, Eurotiales, Aspergillaceae. The annotation marks the transcript as partial. The transcript has a single exon.
CCUUGUAGUAGCUGAUCUUGUAUAGGUUAUGACUGAUGAGGCGCUCCCGUUCAGCACGGACUCCAAAAGGUUAUCCCAGACGCAUUUUCCAACCAAAAGCGAUACUUAUGAUUUGAUAGCAUUUCAUGGCCGGGCGGAUGAUCGCUUUUCACCUGUACAACCCGAUAAAGCUUCUCGCUUGUCGAAUCUAUACCGAAGCCGAAGUAUACCAGACGGACGUUGUUGAUUACGGAGUUACGCCGCAGCCGAGCAACGUUAAUCGCCACGCUCAGAAUAGGUAAAUAAUAGAUAAAUAAUCAAAUAACACUACUUUUAUUAUCACAAGC